AUGUUACCACAAAUAUCUAAAAUCAAAAUAAUAAUAAAACUACUUGUUUUUACAUUUCAUUAAAAAAAUUAGCUACAAAUUCCAUUUUUAGGUAUUUCUCUUGCACUAUAAUUGAGAAAAAACCUAAACACACGAAUAUGUCAUAAAACAUUAAACUGUUUAAAUUGAAUUGACGUAAUAGAGUCUUAUCUAUAGGACAAUAAUAAUACUAUUUUGUUAAAAGUUGUUGGAACUGCCUUUUUGCAUGUGUAUAUUUCUUUUCCAACACUGAACAGCUAAAAUGACUUCGUUAUUUGAUCAAUUGGAACAAGUGUCCUUAAGGACUAAAAACAAUAACAUUAGAUCUGCUGAUUUGGCUAAUUUGGGGUAUAUAAAUAUGUCCCUCCAGCAUGACAUUCCUAUAUUUACCAAGUCAAAGAAGGAUUUUACUCCAUCUGAUAAAAUCACUCAUGUGGCCAUAGCUAACAAAUAUAUGGUAGUAGCUAUGGCAAAUAACUUUUUGUUUAGAAUGAACUUAAAUAAUCCUACAGAAAGAAGUGAAAUUCUGCUGUCAAAAUUUACCCAAGGCAAGUUAACUAAUCUAUUCUUGGAUCCAACUGGAAACCAUUUACUAUUAACUUUAAAUAAAGCUAAUGAAAGUUCAGAGCUUAUGUAUUUAUCUAGAAAGUCUGAUAAAAUUAAGUCCAGUACUAAAUUUAGAGGUAAUGAAUUUACAGCAGUUGCGUGGUGCAACAUGAAUGAAUCAGCAAACACUACUGGCCCCAUUUUAUUGGGCACAUCAAAAGGACUAAUAUAUGAAACAGAGAUUGCACAGGAUGAGGAAAAAUUCUUUUCACCAAGCUUGGAGCAAUAUUGGAGGCAGCUGCCAAAUUAUUUGCCCCUGUACGGUAAUAAGGAUGCAGAGGGCUUAGUAUUUGAUAUAGGUAAAAAUGCCAACAAUCCAAUCACAGGCUUAGAGUAUUUUCAAAUUACAAAAAAAUACAUAAUUUUUGCUGCAACCCCAUCAAGACUGUAUUUUUUCUCUGGAAACGUUGAACAUGAAGAAAAGCCUGUUUUACAACAAGUUUUUAUCAAGUAUUUAAACGUCCCUGAAACUGAUACUUACAUAUCCACAGAAUGUGUAAGAUUAAAUUAUUCCAGACUUCAAUUCUGGUCUGAAAAUCUGAUGACACCAAAUACUUUUGUUUGGACAACUGAAAAAGAAAUUCUAUUUGGCAAAAUAGACCCAGAAAAAGAUGAUAAAAUGGCAAUGUUAAAAGAAAAAAUCACCCACCUGGAGUACCCCAAACCUCAAUAUGAAGAUUACUCUCAGUCACCCAAAUUUCCAAUAGCCAUUGCUAUGACAGAAUUUCAUAUUUUAUUGGCUUAUACGGACAGUAUCAAGGGAAUGUGCUUGCUGAAUAAAGAGGUUGUUUAUGAAGAUCAAUACAAUGAAGCUUUUGGCAAGUUAGUCAGCGUUAUAAGAGAUGUUAGAACAGGAGAUAUUUGGGCUAUAUCAGAAAGUGCAAUGUUUCGAUUCAAGGUGCAUCGAGAAGAACGCAACAUUUGGCAAAUAUUCUGUAACAAUAAUGAAUUCGAAUUAGCGAAAAAAUAUUCUAGAGGGAACGAAGCCUGUUAUAACCAAGUUUUAAUAAAAGAAGCGAAUAUGCUUUUUGAGCAAAAACAAUAUGCUUUAAGUGCUCAACGAUAUGCAGAAACUCAGUCUUCUUUUGAAGAAAUAUGUUUGAAAUUCAUUGAAGUCAACCAGCCAGAUGCUUUGAGGAUAUUUUUGAAGGACAAACUAAGUACCUUAACGCCGCAAGACAAAACUCAAAUAACCAUGUUAGUAAUUUGGGUAGUAGAACUGUAUCUAACCAAACUGGAAGAUAUUAGGCAUCAGGGCCUGGAAAAAUCAGCUUCCUAUAAUGAUGUUCAAAAGGAGUUUGAGACUUUUAUGACAUUACCAAUGGUUACAGAAUGUAUUAGAAAUAAUAAGUCUACUAUUUAUGAACUAAUGCAGAGCCAUGGAGAUAAAAACAAUUUGAUUAAAUUAACCAUAGUCAAUAAAGAUUUUGAAAGGCUCAUUCGUCACCAUAUAUUUAAAAACAAUUUCCGAGAAGCCCUCGAAGUUCUUAAAAGUCAAAAUAACCUAGAAUUGUAUUACCAAUGUGCACCGGUUUUGAUGCAAGAGGUGCCAAAACAUAUGGUGAAAACCUUAAUAGAACAGGGUAAAAAAUUAGUUCCUUUAAGGUUGUUGCCUGCCUUAGUGUCUUGCGAUGGCGAGCUGCACUCACUGGAAGUCAUUAAAUACUUAGAGUUUUGCAUCACCAAAUUAAAAAACACAGACAGAGCUAUUCACAACUUUUUACUAUCUCUUUAUGCCAAAUAUGAUCCUGAAAAACUUAUGGACUAUUUGAGUUCUCAAGAGCAAGAGCUUGGAUCUAUAAACUACGAUGUGCAUUUCGCCCUUCGCCUUUGUACUGAGCUGAAUAGGACUGACGCUUGUGUACAGUUAUUUGGUCUAUUGGGGCUGUGGGAAUCAGCCGUAGAUUUGGCGUUACAAGUUAAUCUGAAUCUCGCGAAAUCGAUGGCUAAUCUUUCGCCAGAAAAUGAUUUGGAACUGCGGAAGAAGCUUUGGUUGAAAAUAGCUGAACAUGUUGUUAGCGAAAAGAAUGACAUUCAAGAAGCCAUCGACUUACUAGCUGAGCUAAAAUUAUUAGACGUACCAAUAAAAAUUGAAGAUAUAUUGCCGUUUUUCUCAGAUUUUGUUACUAUAGACCAUUUUAAAGAUGCUAUAUGUAAUUCUUUACGGGAAUAUAAUCAAAAAAUCCAAUCAAUUAAAGAAGAGAUGGAAGAAGCUACCAAAUCGGCAGAACAAGUACGAGAAGAAAUUCAGAAUUUUAGAAAUUGUUACACAUACAUAAAUAGUUCAGAUAAGUGCGAAGUUUGUGAGGUCACUCUUCUAGUCAAACCUUUUUACUUUUUUCCCUGUCAACAUAAAUUCCAUUCAGACUGUUUGUUAAAGGAAUUAGAACCUAAUCUAGGUCCCUUAAAAAAAAGUCGUUUAGCAGAACUAGAACGUCAAUUCCAAACACUUAGCUUGCAAAGUAACUCGGAUAGCAUUAGUACUGGAUCGUCUGGUAUGUCAGCAAGGGACCAAGUAAAAACAGAAAUAGACAAUAUAUUGGCUUCAGAAUGUCUUUAUUGCGGAGAAACUAUGAUAAGAAAUAUCGAUACACCCUUUAUAGAAGAAUUUGAAUUUGAUAGUAUUACUAGAGAGUGGCAGUAGAGAAAUAUUUCGGAUUAGGAUUAUUUUUAUUAUUACGCUUAUUAUUGUAUCCCAAAUAAAAUUAUUAAUUACUUUUUAAUAUAUUCCAUUAUUCAAAACA
This is a messenger RNA of Anthonomus grandis grandis, 3368 nucleotides long. It is a transcript of the gene dor, whose product is annotated as vacuolar protein sorting-associated protein 18 homolog. The record is from RefSeq and is a predicted model, not a curated record. Gene Ontology annotation, cellular component: endosome; HOPS complex. Lineage: Eukaryota; Metazoa; Arthropoda; Insecta; Coleoptera; Curculionidae. Gene Ontology annotation, biological process: endosome organization; organelle fusion; lysosome organization. Bases 281 to 3268 code for a protein of 995 amino acids. The transcript has 20 exons. Gene Ontology annotation, molecular function: protein-macromolecule adaptor activity.